GACGCGACAUAGCUUAGUGCAAACACAGCAGAACCACCACACAAUGAGCUGAGAGCUCCGAGCAUGUGAACCGAUUCCGCACAGAGGAGGGAGAACCACACCAAACAGCCAGCCAACCAUAAGUAUCGAAAGCAUAAAUAAGUAUUCAUGUAUAUAAACAAAACGCUCGCCAAGAUUGGGCCUCAUUUCUAAAACUACACUCGAGCUUGAGACAACGUCGCGCAGCUAAAAAACCAAAAACCAAACAGGAAUACGAAAAAGCCAAAAGAUCGUUUCGCCAAAUACUAUUAACUCAAUUUCAGUAACAAAAAUAACUUAUUCGAAAACCUAUUAAAAGGACUUUAACUAGUUAUGGUCAUGGAAAUGUCCAAAACCUAUCAGUAUCGCAAGGUUAUGAAACCUUUGUUGGAACGAAAGCGAAGAGCACGCAUCAACAAGUGUCUGGAUGAUCUCAAGGAUCUCAUGGUCGAGUGUUUGACCCAGGAGGGUGAACAUGUGACGCGUUUGGAAAAGGCCGACAUCUUGGAGCUAACGGUGGAACACAUGCGCAAACUGAAACAACGUGGCAAUUUGGCGGUGCGCUCCUCCACCCUCAAUGCCCAUGUGGAGUCAUUUCGCUCGGGAUAUGUGCAUGCUGCUGAUCAAAUAUCCCAGGUACUGCUGCAACAGUAUUUCGAUGAUGAUGUCAGGAGUAAAUUGAUGAAAUUUAUGUCAACGCGCCUUUUGGAUAUGCAACACAAUUUGGGACUACAAAAUAACAUAGGGGGUGCGGCAAUAAUCGAACCUAAUAACCUGACAACAAAUCAUGACAUGCCAGCCCAGCAAUUGGCAAAUAACAGGAUUCAUAUAAGCGAGGAUUGCCUAACCCAUUACCGGCGUCUUAACACUGGCUAUCAUAGGGAUAGCAAGGAGUCCAAUGAUAUGAUCGACAUCAUAACCGUAGACAACUCAAUGGAUUCUUCUGCUUCUGCUUUGUCAGCGAACUCCAGCAACUCGGAGCCGGUGUGGAGACCCUGGCAAUUGGGCUCCAAAGAAAUGUGUUAAUACAAAACUAUCAGGACUAAAUUUAGAUUCAAAGUUACCAAUCGGGCAACAAGAUCCUCAGUCUUCCAACCUAGACUAUGCUAAGACAUCCAUCAGUAUGUGGAUUACGCAAAAAAAACCCAAAAACCAACAAAUGGCGUGUAAAUAAGUGAGAGUUUGACUGUGAUAUAAAACGAAAUACACCCUAACUUUAUUUAUUUGAUUAUUAAAUGAUCCCUAAUAGAGGACCAAAAAAAAAACAUAAAUGAAAAUAAUUUCAGUGUAAGAUUCUAUGAGAAAAUAAAAGUAAAUUAGCUUUAUUAUUAAAUUAUUAAGAAAAGGU
Messenger RNA from Stomoxys calcitrans (stable fly), 1366 nucleotides. RefSeq names its product enhancer of split m3 protein (gene E(spl)m3-HLH). Bases 352 to 1044 code for a protein of 230 amino acids. Gene Ontology annotation, molecular function: protein dimerization activity; RNA polymerase II cis-regulatory region sequence-specific DNA binding; DNA-binding transcription factor activity, RNA polymerase II-specific. Lineage: Eukaryota; Metazoa; Arthropoda; Insecta; Diptera; Muscidae. Gene Ontology annotation, biological process: regulation of transcription by RNA polymerase II; regulation of neurogenesis; anterior/posterior pattern specification. The record is from RefSeq and is a predicted model, not a curated record. The transcript has a single exon. Gene Ontology annotation, cellular component: nucleus.